This is a messenger RNA of Hydra vulgaris (swiftwater hydra), 550 nucleotides long. Lineage: Eukaryota; Metazoa; Cnidaria; Hydrozoa; Anthoathecata; Hydridae. The record is from RefSeq and is a predicted model, not a curated record.
AGGUAUUUGAAGUAAACGACGCUGUUUGUCUUCUUAAUGCAACAUACAAAACGACACGAUAUACCAUCCCGUUGUUCUUUUUAGUCGUUAAAACCAAUGUUGACUACCAAGUUGUAGCAUCAUUUGCCAUUCAAAAUGAGACAGUUACCUCAAUUACAGAAGCUUUAACAUUCAUUAAAAUACGGAAUCCACUAUGGCUCCCACAAACAUUUAUGGUAGACAACUGCGAUGAAGAAAUUCAAUCCAUCUUAUUUUUGUUUCCAAAUACGCAUCUUUUAUUAUGCGAUUUCCACCGGGAGCAAGCAUGGGUUCGAUGGUUAUCUGCUCAUAAUAAUGGACUACGAGAUAAAAAAGAAACAAUUUUAGUUAUGCUAAGAAAGAUUGCAUCAUCUGAACCAUAUGAUCUAUAUGAAGAACAUAUUAGAGAGUUAAAAGCGAGUGAGCUUUGGAAAAGGGAUAGUUCCAAGAAUUUUCGAAAUUGGCUCGACAAAACUUGGUUUCCAGUCCAUCAGGUACAAUAGAACAAUUUUAUUACUCAGAGGUAUUAAGA